UCGUAUUUCGUACUCGUAGUCGUACCGGGUAGGUACCCACAGAGAAGUGAAUAUAAACGGAAUCACCAUUCACCAGGCAGAUUUUGAAUUCACCAUCUAAGCAAGUUUAUAAAGGAAUUCCGGAUUAAGAAAGCUGCCGAUUACCACAUUUGAAAUUGGUCACUGUGCUUACUGUUUUGUGACAUUAUAGUUAAUAAGAUACAAGGUCAUUGAGACAGUUGAGCUAAUUUAUAAACUGGACGCGAUCGUGACAGCGACUACGGACACCUAAUUUAUUUACGUUAACCGGGUGUGUUUCUUGAGGUUUAAUUCGGUACCGAUAUUUAUUGUGGACUCAAGUAUAGUGCUUUGAAGCUGUAAUGGGUGCCCAUGUUUCAAGAGACGACUUUGAGUGGGUUCUAACGGAAGAACCGCACGCUAGCCGAAGAAAAAUAAUUUUGGAGAAAUACCCAGAAAUCAAGAAGCUGUACGGCUACGAUCCGAACUUCAAAUGGGUGGUUACGGCGAUGGUGCUGACCCAGUUCUUCAUGUUGAAGAUAGUUCCCCAAAUGAGCUGGUCGGUUCUCACCCUAGUUGCCUACUGCUUCGGCGGCGUCAUCAACCAUUCUCUCAUGCUUGCUAUCCACGAAAUAGCUCACAGCCUAGCAUUUGGACACAACAGGCCCCUACACAACAAGCUGUUCGGUUUUUUCGCGAACCUGCCCAUCGGUAUACCGAUAUCAAUCAGCUUCAAGAAGUACCACUUGGAACAUCACAGGUACCAAGGUGACGAGAAGAUUGAUGUCGACCUACCAACACUGUUAGAGGCCAAGUUGUUCUGCACAACCGGCGGCAAGUUGGUCUGGCUCUUCUUCCAGCCGUUCUUCUACUCGCUGAGACCGCUUGUGGUCCGACCCAAGCCAAUGACUCCUAUGGAGGCGACAAACCUUAUCAUACAGCUGACGUUCGACGCUAUAGUCUUGAAACUCUUUGGAUGGAAGGCUCUAGCUUAUCUUCUGAUAGGCUCGGUUCUCUCAAUGGGCAUCCAUCCAGUCGCUGGUCAUUUCAUAUCGGAACACUAUAUGUUCCGCAAAGGCUUCGAGACGUAUUCGUACUACGGGCCCCUCAACUGGAUCACCUUCAACGUGGGUUACCACAACGAGCACCAUGAUUUCCCAGCGGUGCCUGGCAGUAGGCUACCCGAGGUGAAGAGGAUAGCGUCAGAGUUCUACGACGACUUACCACAGCACAAUAGCUGGUCCAGCGUUCUGUGGGACUUCGUUAUGGACCCAGAAAUAGGCCCUUACGCCCGCAUCAAGCGUAAACAUAUGGGCCUAAGCAGCUAGGCAUUGUAUAAACGUUUAAUAUUUUAAACGGUAAUUAAGCCGGUGAAUAAUUUAUUUAAGCAACCGCCUUCUCUUAGGUCGUAUAAAUUGUUAUUCUCUUUAACGCAAGCGAUAAUAGGUGGUAGUCAUUUUAAAACCAUCAUAUUAUAUGCGCAAAGUCAUUUAAAGAGAAUAUACCUACAAUAACUCGCUAAACUAUCUCCUUGAACCGCAAAGCGGUCAAGUGACCUCUACUAACACAGUUACGUUUGAUGCGUGUUCAGUCGGACAUAGAACGUGCAACGCGAGACAAAAAUGCUGAAUUGUUCCGAUUAGUGUUGAAAAAUCAAACAGUAGUUCAAAACAAAGCUCAGUGAAGCGUUAUGGUCUAUCACCGGUGAGUUGAAUUGACUAAAUUUACUAAAGAAAUAUUAAUAUUAAACCAGUCUUUUGCGUAAUGCGACCAAAUCAUGAGAGUUGCUGCUUCUGGGCAUUUACACAACACAACAUAGAACUUAGUUGUAUAAUAAACAAUUCUUAUUAUACGGCUUUUGGCGGGAAGUGAUGUGAUUGGUUAAUUUUGGUCGCGUCAUGAACGCCACGCACAUACCCCUCAAAAUUUGGUUAACGCGAACUUCAUAGAAAUAGAUUGUAUUGUUGGUCUAUUCUCUUUAAAUGUUUUUUGUAUAUUCAAGAUAAUAUAAACUCAAGAUGAUAAAACAACCAGACUCCCAAACGCCUAUUAAAAAGUCCUUAAAAUUUUUCGAGUGGUGUUGUUAUACAAAUACAUAAACUAAUACAGAUAGCAUUAAAACAUUCACUCAAAUUAACACCUUAUUUCGUGGCAGUAAUGUUCAAAGUCAAGAUUAUGGUGCGACGGCGAUGUUUUUUUUUAUUAAGCAAACUGUUUUAGAAAUUGAAAUGUAAUUAUUUAGCAAAAUGAUUAAAAACGUCGAAUUAGUUACAUAAUAUUGUUUUUAAAGGGGCACUUACCUAAAAUACGACACUCAAUCCUUUUUAAGUUUGGAAUAUGCUGUUAUUUGGACAGUUUUUCACUGAACACUUUGUCAUUGUGUGACGUUGUAUUCAAAGCGUGGUCGAAAUACAACUGAACGAAAACUCUGCCUAAUAGACGCGUAGGCAGAGUUUCGCUUGAGACAAAUUGUGAGUCUAGUUGUUUAUUGUACGUCAAUGCGUUGAGCACUUUAUUUUGUGAAUACUGGACGAGACUGUGCUGUUACGCUUGGCUAUUUAACUCUCGUCUGGAGAAAUUCUCGAGUUGAGAUAGAUAAUUUUAAUUAAGUAAUUUAUACACAAUUAUAAGUAUAUAUAUUGUAAACUGUUUGAUUACAUGUAAUAAAAAAAGUUUCUUAUUAUUAUAUCCUUGAUUAAGUUUUCACUUCAUUGGUGUGGUAGAUAUUCACAUGCCAUUUAUUUUCGGGAAGUUAUAAGGUUAUUAAAAGAAAUUAACUGUUUAAAAAAGUUCUAAUAUAAAUCCGUGUCUUUCUGUUGUUUAGCGUCAAUCUUUAGACGCCGCUUGAAUUGUUAGACACUGUUUAACAAAACGCGUGUCUAAGCCCUGUUUAAAUUAUUUUCUUUUGUAAUAACACCGCUAUUUAAUUUCAUGGGAAUAGGCUUAUUAGAAUAAAAAAAUAGACAAUCUUAUACACGUCUCAUUAUUAUAAUUGAGUUUUAAUUUUUUUUACCUUAUAUUAUUUAUAUAUGAAAUGUAUUGUUUUCUUAUUUAUAGAAUAUAAUUUUAAUACAUGUUUUUUUAAAUGUAAUUGUACUUGUACGGGUAAGUUUUUCUGAUUAUUCAUGUUUAUAAAAAAUAUUAAUGGAGUCAAGCGAUGGCCGUUGCCUUUGAUGUUAAAAAAAAAUAUAAAAAGUCACCGUCAUUGUCUUCUGUCAAUUAAAUUGACGUUUGUGACAGUCCAGGCAUUUAUAGGCGUAGAUUGUGUUGCAUAUGAUGCAGAGGUGAUAUUUAAGAUAUUAAUAGCUUAAUAAAGAUCAUUUUCGAGUACAAAUAUUUAUAAAUUGUAUUCUUUUAAUUCAUAUUAAACUACGUGGAAGCGCUCUGUACAAUGAACAUGAUGAUAGCUUUAAAAAAAUAUACGUUGAAGUGUUAAAAAUUAUCCAGUUUUUUUUAUUUAUAUUGAGAUUAAAAAGAUAUUUAAUAAAAAAAAACUUACUACACGGCCCCUUUAGCUCAUAAAUUUUCGAGACAUGACCUCAUAAUCGGUCACUAUGACACUCGUUUUUGCGUUUAAUGCAAAGUGGAUUGAUAAAAUCACAGUAAUUUAAAUCUAGAUUAUUUUUUGUUAAAAGUAGACCUGUAUCGUGGAUUUAGAUAUUAGAAGAGAAAUCUGUCAUUGUGACUAUUAUUGAAGAGAAAAAUUUUUGUUAAAAGCAUUUGCAUUACUUCAUGUAGGUAUGUAAUUAUUACUAACUUAACUAGAAAACGUACAUAUUAAUUCGUGUAUUGAAUUUGUAACUAGAUUUGAACAGUUUCCGCGAUGUGGCUUAAACUACAAAUUUAGCAAAAAAUAAAUUAAUGACCAAUAUAAUUAACAAAGAGAUUUAAAGAGAAUUAGCCAACAAUAUCUCGGUCGUGUGCUCCCGUGUGCAAGUAUGCACGGCAAACCUUUUGUUAUGGUCCUAUGCUACCGUGUCCCCACGGACACGGCAAGACAGUCGCCAAUAUCUACGUAUCCCUAGACACAGAGAAUUUUACACGGGGUGUUUUGAUUAAUUGCUCUUGGUUCUAAGAGCCAUAAAACAAAGUGGAACGCUUUUGAAGAAAAAAUAUAUUAGUAUUCAUUUGGCUGUAGCUGGUAGCGGCCAUUUUUGUUUAGUAUACAACGGGAACAUUAUUUUGUGAAAUUUUUUUUAGAAAAAAAACCUUUUUUUUAUAGGUAUCCUAAGUUCAUAUAACGUGUCCACUAUAGAAAAAAUAAUACAAAGAAUUCAAUAACAAUAUUUUUAUUUUCUCAUACAAUUCUAAAAGAGCGGACAUAGACCAUAGACCGAAUCUAUCAUAAAUCACGUUUUUUGUUUACAAUAACCAAGUUUGUUUAUCUAGCAACCCGUAGCAUAAACGAAAUAAUGAUACCUCGACUAUUGUAAAUACAAGUGGCGCCAAAACAGCUCAGCAGGUGGCUUCUGCGGUAGAGUGGGACGUGUUGGCAUACUGGAGGAUAACUGUCCCCUUGAACCGCGCAACUGUCAAGAGACUACUAACAAAAUGACGUUUGAUGCGCGUUCAAUCGGCGUUCAGACAGAACGUGCAACGCGAGACGAAAGCGACUAAACUGCUGAAUUUUUCCGUUUUAUGUUGGAAAAGCCAAUAGUCUUUCAAACCAAAGUUCGGUGUAACAUUACCUAUCACCGGUGUGUACAAUUGACUUAGUGUACCAAAUAACUUAUAUAAAUAUUAAAACGUAUGUGUUGAUGUUACAUAAUGCUAAAAAAUCAUGAGAGUUGCUGCUUCUGGGCAUUUUUACCACACAAUCAUAAUAGAACUUAGUCAUACAAUAAUACCGCUUUUGGCGGGAAGUGAUGUGAUUGGUUUAUUUUGAUCGCGUCAUGGACGCCACGCCCAUAUCCCCCGCAAAAAUUGGUUGAUCGCGGCCUUCAUAGUAAUAUUGUCGGUGUAUUCUCAUUUAAUUAUAUGCGAACGUGUUUUUUUUAUAACUAUACACCGCACCGAAUGCACAGCGCUAUUAGAAUCGUAUCUGAAGAUGUAGGUCAUCCAUGCGCGCUGGUGGCACCCGUAUACCAUAUACAAUAUUUUACAGAACUGCGGAUCGUGCGGUGCUGAUAAGUGCAUUCAAAGAUUUAUGAAAUUUGACGACUGCAGCGCGUUCAUCAUAAAACCUGCUAUUCUAACACCAAUUACUGCUUAUACCUGGACACCUGUCAGUUGUCCUUACAGAGGGUAUUCCAAGAGGAUAGAUACUAUGAAGCUAAUAUUAAGACCUUAUAAUAUCAUUUAUACGUCUAGAUAGUGGCUGUUGUGAAAACGUCGAAAAAAAUUUAGAUUGACUGUUGUUGACCUCUAAAUUUUGAGCAAUGCACGCACACUAACACUAAGUGAUAUGCAAAUCGCGAGUGCAUGACGUAGCUUGUCACGCACACUAAAGUAAUAAACCUGCCUGUUUUCAUUGGUUGUCUAGCAGCAAGAGAUCUAGACAUAUAUUUUUUUUAAGAUUUCUAGAACAAUUUUUACAACGAUACGGGUCACUUAUUGAUGCAUUUUAGAUUUGUCUCUUUAUAAAUGUGUGGUAUCGUUCAGUCCAUACGUUAUUUUGGACAAGUUCAAUAGAAUAUUCACAAAUAUAUUAGUGUUAAUGUACAAAGAUCGAUGUUAAUUGUUACAUGUAUAUUUUCUGUAUAAUGUUUUGAAUAAAAUUUAUUGGAAAUA
Messenger RNA from Leptidea sinapis, 5727 nucleotides. RefSeq names its product sphingolipid delta(4)-desaturase DES1 (gene ifc). NCBI's taxonomy places the organism in Eukaryota, Metazoa, Arthropoda, Insecta, Lepidoptera, Pieridae. Gene Ontology annotation, molecular function: sphingolipid delta-4 desaturase activity. The record is from RefSeq and is a predicted model, not a curated record. The transcript has 7 exons. Gene Ontology annotation, biological process: ceramide biosynthetic process. Gene Ontology annotation, cellular component: membrane. The coding region runs from base 360 to 1325 and encodes 321 amino acids.